GCAACCCAAGCACCUGUGGUACAGUGAAGAACUGCAGUGUUUGCUUUGGGCUGGCACUUCUUUAGUGCAGAAGUAACCUUCCAUUUUCACAGUAGAUAUUUUUAACUUGAAAGUUGUUUUGCUGUUGCUUCAUUUUAACUUUGCAGAGAGGAGAUGCAUUGUAGGAAGGCUUGAAAAUGCCUUGGUUUGAGCUGUGAAGGUAUGACGUGCUGUGCUGUUCUGAGACUGAAAAAUCAGACACUCAGCUACUGGAUAGUAUCAAAGUUAACAAGUACAACGAUAACUCUGUGCCUCCUGUGUAUUUGUGAGUAUAUUUUUAGUCAUGUUGUGUGCAUUGUUUUAUUUUUUCCAGCAACACCUUUCCUUGUUUGUUGUGCAGAAUGAAAGGCAUUGAAGGUAUUUGUGUCACAAACAAGCGUGCUCUUGUUCUGCGCUGAGUCCUUUCACCUCUCACACUGAACGCUUCAUGAGCUCUGCUGUUUGGGCUGAAAGUCUUAAUUUCUGUUCAUGGCAGUUGCUCUGAUCUCAGUGCUCCAAAUCAGUGUUUCGUUGGUAUUGGGAUGACUUUUGCAAUGUGAGGGGAGGGUAUUAUUUUUGUAAUCUCUGUGUUCCUGCCAUUUAGAAUAGUUGCUAAAGUGCAAAGUAUCCUUUGGCUGUUGUGCACUCAAAGCCAAAGCUGCAUUUUUCAUUGCCUGGUAAUGUGAAACGCUGUGUUUAAUCAGAGCUGCAUUUGAAUUUAGUCAUUAUUGUCAACAAAUAACCUCUCCUAGAUGGCAAUAUAUGGUUGUCUGAAAAAGUUGAAGUAGUUACCAAAAGGUGUGCUUUUUGUUCCUGGCUCAAUAGUAUGCAUCCAUUGGGUGCAAAAAUAGGGAUACGAUCUUUUUCAGGGCAGCCUUCAGUAAUUCGCUUUUGUUUUUUGGGGAUUUUUUUGAUACUCAAAGCUAUUCUGCCAUUUCCUGUAGCCUCUUGCCUCGCUCGCUGCACUUGCUGUCACCAACUGUACAGAGACAAGUAUAUUCUUUAAUAUUUAGUGUGCAGUUAUUUCAGCUGGGAAAAGAAAAUGCCCUGUAAAGUUGUCAGCUCAUGCCCUGCUGGAUGAGAUUUUCCAAGGAAGCAAUCCUCCUGCCCUGUCUGUUCUUUCCUACUGUUCCUUUCCCACCUCUGCCUCCUUCUACAAAUGAGAGUUGUGUUUCUUGUCUGGUUGAAGUCCCGUCCUGCCAUUCACAGGAGCCCUGUGUUUCUGAUUCCAUAUCUCUAGAGCCUCCCAUAGGUUCCCAAUCUCAGCUGCCACCUCCAAGCUUUUUUGAAGUCUGUUUCCUUCCUCCUGGCUCUUCCUGCUCACUGGCUCUCACUGCUCACUGUGGACAACCUUUGCUUUAAGCACCCCAGUCUUCACCAUCUGCAGUUGGCGUCAAAGUUUUUUAACAUGGAAGAAAAUUAGGAAAAGAAGUGAAUGUAACAAGAAGUAACUAAUUUACUGCAAAAACUAGGACAAAGAGAAGAUAUAUAGCAGAUAUGCAAACUACACUCUACAGGUUAUGUUUGGAUGAAGUUCUGCUUGAUCUUUGUCCUGGAGCCACAACCAAGGCAGGAUAAGGCCAGUAAUUGCUUGAGGCAAAGGGAAUGUACUCCAGAACUGGAUGGAAACUUUCUUACAUUUUUCAUUGCUGUAAUUUGCCCUUGCUCAUUCUUCUGAGUUCAUCCAAACAACAGAGUCCUCUGCUCUAUUCUAUGGUUUCAUUUAGAUUUGUUGACCAUAAACUUUUUGGUUUUCUAGAGAAAAACUAGAAGUUAAUUUUUUGUUUUUCCAUUAUUACUGUGCCUGUGUCUUGUUUGUCUAACCAGCUCCAGAGCUAUAAGCAACAAGAUUUUGUCCCCGUGGCAGAACCCAACUUAAACAUCUUUUUCAGGUCCUUAAGCAGCCAAGAUGCCCAUCCGUGUGGAUCAAAUGAUGCAACUGCUUUGCCAUGUUUCUCAGGAGAAGGGAAUGACAGCGGCUGUCAAGCACUCUGGUAGAGGAGCACUCCUGGCAGGUGCAACUGCAUUUGUUGGGGGUUUGGUUGGAGGUCCACCUGGCAUCGCUGUAGGAGGAGCUCUUGGUGGACUGCUUGGUGCCUGGAUGACCAGUGGACACUUCAAGCCAGUCCCUCAGAUUUUAAUGGAGUUGCCUCCUGCGGAGCAGCAGAAACUCUUUGAUGAAGCCAUCGCAAUAGUCAGGAACCUAGACUGGACUGAUAUCGCUCAGCUGACUGCACUUGUCAUGGGAAGUGGCCAUCUCCAGCAGCAGUUGGCAGGAGUGGUGAUAAAUUACCUCACCAAAGAGCUAAGUGCAGAGAUAAAGUAUGGGGAAUAAAUCUUCCCAGAGUGUGUUUUUAGAUUGUAGUGAAUUUUACUCUGACAGUUGUGAUUCUUCAGUGUAUCAAUUGUUAGUUAGCUUUACUAGUUAUAAAUGUAGGCAGAUCUAAGUAUUACCUUGCUUUUCUUUUUCUUUUUUUUUUUUUUAACAGAAGUUAUUACUGGUUUAUUGUAUUAUCCUGUCACUGCCUUGCUGUGUUAUUUGAAGUACUGUGUGGUGGGAUUGAAUUCAAGAUCACUGAAGGGAAUUCUGGUUCUCUUGCCAUAUAAUGUAGCACUGGGUAAAAUUUUCAAAGUCCUUGUAUUUUAUUUAGGAGAUGUAAUCCUGUUUGUUGAAGUGCUUUAAACUUCUUCUGUGUAUGGCAUGAAUGCUGAGGUGUCAAGGGCACUUUGAAGAAUUUUACCUGGCAUCUGAGUAUUACAAGGGAUAGUUGCAAGAAAUUAUUUCUACUGUGAACUCACAAACCUCAAGCCUUGCUUGAUUUUUUGUCACAUUUUUAUUGUAAUUCUUGGGAAUUCAUUUCUGUAAGAAGAGAAGCCAAUACCUGUUUGGAGGAACUUAGAAGAGCAGGUAAAAUAGAGUCUAAGGAAUUAGCAGUUCCUGAUAUCCUAGAACUGGAAUGUGUGGCAAGGAGACUGGUUAAAAAAGGGGAGUGAGGAAGAAUGGCAAGUCUGACAUUUUUAUAUGUUUAGGAUAAUCAUUUUAGCAUUCGUUUCUCAACUAAUUCUGAACAUCUGGUCCUCUGUUUUCAUUAAAAUAUUCCUAAGAAGCAUCACAA
This is a messenger RNA of Lagopus leucura (white-tailed ptarmigan), 3134 nucleotides long. Its product is annotated as protein C19orf12 homolog. The record is from RefSeq and is a predicted model, not a curated record. The coding region runs from base 1928 to 2353 and encodes 141 amino acids. Lineage: Eukaryota; Metazoa; Chordata; Aves; Galliformes; Phasianidae. The transcript is spliced from 2 exons.